Dromiciops gliroides (monito del monte) is the source of this 3213-nucleotide messenger RNA. RefSeq lists its product as uncharacterized. The transcript is spliced from 16 exons. The record is from RefSeq and is a predicted model, not a curated record. Lineage: Eukaryota; Metazoa; Chordata; Mammalia; Microbiotheria; Microbiotheriidae.
AUGGUUGUUGAGCUGCUCCCGCUCAUCAUGCUGACAGUUUGGGGUGUGGGUGGGGAGAAGCGGAACACUCCCCCGGGCUCUCCUCUGGGGCCCCCACCAUCCCCUGCUUUAUGCACCAAGGAGGAAAGGUCCCUUCACCUGCUCUGUGCUGCCCACAGCAAUCCCCCAGCUACACUGAGCUGGAUGCUGGGGGACCAGACCCUGGCCUCUUCCCAGCCCUCAGAAGAUGGAGCCCUUUCCCUGGAUCUGCCCCACCUGAGGCCAGAAGAUGGAGGGAACUACACUUGCCAUGCCCAGCAUCCUCUGGGCUCCCAGCAGGUCUCCCUGAGCCUCUUUGUGCAGCAUUGGGUGGGGGGAAGCUUGUGGAGGCCAAUAGUAAGAGCAAAACCUUCUGAGCCCUAUCCACCAAUUUUGGGUGUCACCAGCAGCCUGAGUGUGAAGGUGGAGCCCAGCCACAACCUCAGUUCCUAUGGUGAGGUUGCCCAUGGGCUUAGCCCUAAAGAUGUCAGGACUACACUGGGGGACAAAGAGGUAGGAGAGCUGACCUCACCUUCGUGGGUCGUCCCCUGCUCCUGUGUCCCAGUUUACUACAACUGCCAGAAUCUUGGCCACCCGGAGAUCUGGUCCUCGCCCCAGACACUGGAUGUGCAGCCCUGGGUGAGUGUGCAGGAGGGGAUGUGUGUCCAAGUCCCCUGCACCUUCUACUACCCCUCAGACUUUAACAGCAACCCAGUUUAUGGCUAUUGGUUCAGUGAAUGGACUGAUGUUUACCGUGGGACUCCUGUGGCCACAAAUCACCCAUUUCGGAUGGUGGAGGAGCAAACCCUGGGGAGAUUCCAUCUCCUUGGGGAUCCCAGGAUGAACAACUGCUCUCUCAGCAUCACAGAUGCCCAGUUCUCAGACAGUGGCAGAUACUACUUCCGGGUUGAAAAUGGAUAUGAAAGAUACAGUUACACAUGGAAGCCACUUUAUGUAAAUGUGACAGACUUGAUCCAGAAGCCAGACAUGGAUGUUCCAGAGGUGCUAGAGUCAGGGAACCCAGUGACUCUGAAGUGCACAUUUCCUUGGGCCUGUGGAAAAAAAAGGCCCUUCAAUUUCUCUUGGAGGGGGGCUGCCCUCUCCUCCCAGCCAGGAACCUCUGGGACCUCCCACUCCUCAGAGGUUUCCUUCAUCCCUGGGCACCAGCAUCAUGGCACCAACCUCACCUGUCAGGUGACCUUGCCUGGAGGCCAUUUGAGCACAGAGAGAACCAUCCAGCUCAAUGUGUCCUUCUGCUCUGCCCAGGACAACAGCUCCUGGCCACUGAUGUUCACCCUGCUGAGGGGAGCACUCAUGGGGGCUGGCUUCCUCCUCACCUAUGGCCUAACCUGGCUCUAUUACACCUGCCCUGCUUCUGGCUUUGAACCCAGCCAAGACCUGCCUCCUGCACCUGCCACUCAAUGGCUCCUUCCUGAUCUUUCCCGGAACCCACGGGCUGUUCUCCUUCUUUGUCACCAGAUGAUGGCAGGCCUCUUCUGUUCUGAAGGGGCUCAGUUUUCCCCAACACUCACCCCUAUCACUCCCUGUGAAACCCCACAGCUUCCCAAGGGUUACUUCCCAGAGAUGGCACUUGGGGGUGGUCCCUCCCUCCUGCAAAGAGUUCCCACACUCAUUGGGAGCAUCCCUGGAACCCCUCUUGCUUCAGUCAGAGGUUCCCAGCACAUCUACAGUAGCAGGCUCCAUCACAGGGGGUCUCCAGAGCAUGGAACCUGGCUCUCUGCUGCCCCAGAGAUGCUGCUGCUGCUGCUGCUGCCCCUGCUCUGGGAGGGGUCCUCGCCCCAAACACUGGAUGUGCAGCCCUGGGUGAGUGUGCAGGAGGGGCUGUGUGUCCGAGUCCCCUGCACCUUCAACUACUCCUUACCCUUUAACAGCAACCCAGUUUAUGGCUAUUGGUUCAGAGAAGGGACUCGUAUUUUCCAUGGAAGGCCUGUGGCCACAAAUGACCCAUCUCGGAUGGUGGAUGAGCAAGCCCAGGGGAGAUUCCAUCUUCUUGGGGAUCCCAGGAUGAACAACUGCUCUCUGAGCAUCACAGAUGCUGAGUCCUCAGACUGUGGCAGAUACUUCUUCCGGGUUGAAAAUGGAAAGGAAAAAUACAGUUACACAGGGAAGCUACUUUAUGUGAAUAUGACAGACUUGAUCCAGAAGCCAGAUAUCAGUGUUCCAGAGGUUCUAGAGUCAGGGAAAUCAGUGACUCUGAAGUGCACAUUUCCCUCGGCCUGUGAGGGAAAUAGGGCCUUCAAGUUCUCCUGGAAGGGGGCUGCCCUCUCCUCCCAGCCAGGAAGCUCUGGGACCUCCUUCUCCUCAGAGGUCUCCUUCAUCCCUGGGCACCAGCAUCAUGGCACCAACCUCACCUGUCAGGUGACCUUGCCUGGAGGCCGUUUGAGAACAGAGAGAACCAUCCAGCUCAAUGUGUCCUUUUGGGUCCCAGGAAAGAGCUCACCUCUUGUGGUGCAGGAGGGAGGGUCCCUUCACAUGCUCUGUGCUGCCCACAGCAAUCCCCCAGCUACACUGAGCUGGAUGCUGGGGGAUCAGACCCUGGCCUCUUCCCAGCCCUCACAUGAUGGAGUCCUGUCCCUGGAUCUGCCCCACCUGAGGCCAGGAAAUGGAGGGAAAUACACCUGCCAUACCCAGCAUCCUCUGGGCUCCCAGCAGGUCUCCCUGAGCCUCUCUGUGCAGUAUGCCCCAGGUAUGCUCAGCCUCUCUUGCUCCUGGGCUGAGGAAGGCUUGUCCUGUACCUGUUCUGUCCAAGCAGAGCCAGCCCCCUCCCUGCACUGGCAGGUGGGGGGGAAGCUUGUGGAGGGCAAUAGCAGUAGCAACACCUUCCAGGUGAUAUCAUCCAGGUCUGGGCCAUGGGCUAACAGCACCCUGAGUGUGAAGAUGGACAGGGUCCCCAACAUUGACAUCAGCUGUGAGGGGAAGAACCUACAAGGGACCCACACCCUCCUAUUCCAGCAAGUGCCAGAUUAGAGACCGAGCACUCUGUCCCAUGCAUUCCAAAAAGGUAUCAUCAUGGGGGUCCUCUGUGGAGCUGGUGUCUCAAGUCUGCUGGCCCUCUGCCUCCUCCUCCUCCUGUGAGUGCCGGGCUGAGAUUCAUGGAGCAGAAGUGACUUGCUCAAGGUCACACGUAUGACCUGGCAUGUUGUCAAGUCAUCACUUCAAACAAUCCAGGCCUGA